This is a messenger RNA of Cucurbitaria berberidis CBS 394.84, 1407 nucleotides long. RefSeq lists its product as uncharacterized. Lineage: Eukaryota; Fungi; Ascomycota; Dothideomycetes; Pleosporales; Cucurbitariaceae. The transcript has 2 exons. The record is from RefSeq and is a predicted model, not a curated record. Gene Ontology annotation, molecular function: catalytic activity; pyridoxal phosphate binding; molybdenum ion binding. Bases 1 to 1407 code for a protein of 468 amino acids.
AUGUCGACUAAUGUAUUCGACCACUUCAUUACAGUAACUGGUAUCAAGCAGAUCGUGAAUGACGCAUCACCCUCGGCCAUUAUCGUUACGUUCUCCAUCGUUCUUGCGCCCUUGCUGGCUCUCCUUAUACUCGCCCUCAGCCAACGCCCUAGCCAUAUCCCACCUCCCGCGGGAUGUCGCAAACUCGGCCUUCAAGGACGAAGCAACCUUGAAGAUCAGUACUCUAAGAAAUAUGCCAAAGGAGCCGACCCCACUCCAGCAAAACCAUGGACUGUGAAGGCGCUUUUUAUCUACCCGCUAAAGUCCUGCGCACCUGUUGAGCUAGAAAAAAGCGAAAUCGUUCGUACAGGAUUGUCAUAUGACCGCCAAUUUGCUUUGGGUCAUUAUGUCACGAGUCUGCCCUCGACAGAAGGCAAAGUCACAAGCGAAUGGCACUUCAUGACGCAGCGCAAAUAUCCGCGCCUUGCCAAAGUUGAGACAGAGAUUUGGGUUCCCGAUCCAUCAGCAAAAGGCUAUCAAGAAGACGGGGAAUGGGUAAAGAGCGAGGGCUGUCUUGUAGUCCGCUUCCCCUUCUCCCCGGAUACCGAUUUUACCGUGGAAGGCCUCCUGAACUACGGCAAGAUCCUCGCAGCAAAGUUGGCGAGAAAGGCAGAGCCUAUGCUAGAAUUCAGGGUUCCGUUCAAUCCGCAGAGCAGCAGGAUUAAGAGCAAGGGAUACAAAAACGAGGUUCUGCGCAUCUGGAAAGAUAAUCCGGUAGCGUUGAAUAUGAGUUCAGAGGUCGAUCCGGAGAUUCUGUCGAAGUUGGGGUAUACUCUAGGGACUACAAAUCCCAUUGCGCUAUUCAGAAUCGACACGAAUAAAUAUCGGGAGGUGCACAAGUGUGCGCCCAAGGUUGAGGAUGUGGGUUUCCAGACCGUCAUUGGAAUGCAGGAUUCGUAUCCUAUCCACAUCAUAAAUCUCGCCUCGGUCCAUCACGUAGCAGAGAAUCUUCCAGGCCUUACCAAGAGCGAAUACGCUUGGCAGAACUACCAUACACUCCUCAAUGCCCUGCGUUUCCGCGCAAACAUAUAUAUCACUGGCCCACCAGCUUUCCACGAGGAUAAUUGGACAAAAGCAAAAACUGUCUCGCCUGCUAACUCAACCCCAACCACAUACCACAUCUCCUGUCGCACAACCCGCUGCAAACUACCAAACGUCGACCCAGAGACUGGCAUCGCUGAUCGCAACGAGCCCAUGACCACGAUGCGCAAGUAUAGGGUCAUUGAUGAGGGGAGUAAGAGCGCAUGUCUUGGUAUGCAGGUCACGCCGUUAGGAGAUGGAGAGGUAAAAGUUGGGGAUAGUAUUGAGGUGCUAGAAACUGGGAAGCAUUUCUUUUUGGGUGGGGAAGGGAGCAAAGUCGACGGGUGA